UUAUUCUGAAAGGUAUUGGCUGGAUGUUACGUAUGUUCCGGUAGUCUCGGGUCUGUCAGCAGCUUGACUCUCCCAUCUCGUUGAGCACCCACUUGACAAGCCGAGGAUACUCUGACGAACUUUGAAUCUGUUGUACAUCUCGAUUAUGGACUCCAUUCAGACUACGGUGUCUGGAUUUUCUCUGGACCUGGGACCACUGAAAGAGCCGCUUGGAUUCCUUCGUGUGCUCGAAUGGGUUUUUACCAUUUUUGCCUUUGCCACAACCGGAGGUUACUCUGGGACGUCUCACUUCACAGUCAAAUGUGUUGAAUCCGGGGAAGCCUUCAAUGUCAAACCUGGUUUUGGAUACCCCUUCAGGUUGUCAGCAUACCCCUACGACGUGCCUUCGUGCGAUGGCGCUCCUGCAAAUCGCACCUUCCUCCAGGGAGACUUUUCCUCCUCUGCCGAGUUCUUUGUGUGCGUGGGUGUGUUUGGUUUCCUCUACUGCACUGCUACGUUGGUUCUCUACUUGGGUUACCAGCACGUCUAUCGUCAGACCACCCGCGCUCCCUUCAUAGAUCUGGUGGUGACGGCUGCCUUCGCCUUUCUGUGGCUCGUGUCCUCUUCGGCCUGGGGCAAAGGUCUGACUGAUGUGAAAUGGGCCACAAACCCAGAGCACUUGGUGGAGAAUUGCACACAUUGCCAUCCGGGAGAAUUCCCCUCCAUGGGACGCCUUAAUGCCUCAGUGAUUUUUGGCUUUUUGAAUCUGAUCCUUUGGGCAGGAAACUGUUGGUUCAUUUACAAGGAGACUUCAUUCCACAAGGAUCCCAGCCCACCGAGCAACAUGGAAGAAGGAGGGGCCCCUGGGCCUUAAGUCCCAUGUUCAAUCGACGAAACCAAGGCAAUCCCCCACAGUUUCAUUUUGGCAUUUUUAUCCGACAAACGGUUGUUGACCUUUUCUCUUUGCUCACACUGCAGCUCUAUUCGAAAGGGUUUGCGAUUUCGACCUGGUGUUUCUGAAACAGCAGGGCCUAUUCAGGGCUUCAAGAUGACCUUCCUUGAUGUUUUGCCUUCAUGAUCAAGUUGAAAUGUGAAGGGUGUUGAAUUAGCCAAAAUAUCUUCAUUUGCGCGAUGAUAUUGAUGAAAACAUGUUUUUAUGCAUUCAAAUUCAAAAAGUGCCUAAUAACCAAGCCGGGAGUCAAGCACUCCCAUUUUUGGAAAAAAAUGAUUGUAUUCAUCAUACAAUGAAACAUGGAGGAUGUAUGUAGAAAUUCAGCUCUAUUUCACAUUUUCUUGUCCAUCUUGUACAGCUUAGCAAAAGCCAUGACAACAAAUCAUGUCAUGUAUCACUUCAAGUUACUGUGCGUGCAGAUUCCAAAGCCAAAAGGGUAAUAAUGCUUUGUCCUAAAGAGAGAGAGAGAGAGAUCUCUUUUUCACCAGAAAACAGUUACCACACUGGCUGUAUAUUCAAACUACUGACAGAAUACAUCUUGAAUUUCUGAAACGCUUUGGGAGCUGCUCAUCGUUACUUGUGCCCCUAGCCCACUCAGCAAUUGCGGAUCUUCUCAAAAGCGGCGAGCGUUACAUUCGCGUCGUCAGGGUUGCUUCAAAUGGUUUCAACAAUUUAGUAUAUUGUGGUGUAAAAAUUGAGCAUGAAAUGAAGAAGUGUCCAAAUUCCUUUGUUUGGCGAAAAUGUGCAACCUUGCACCAACCCGACGGAGAAGACAACAUGCGCAAAGACAAGUGGGAAUGAGACAGGUGCUAGCUACCCUUCUAUUCUUAGUUGUUCUUUUCUUUUGCUUUGUUUGUACGCAUGUCGUUUCAUUGCAGACACGAUUUUGCCGCCGUCUACUGUCGUACUUCUUUGACAGUAAUAUGAGCAAAGGUUGUUCCCGUUUUCCCGCUCGUACCAGGAUCAAGCUCCCAUGUUUACACCCAAAGCUGCAGUGGAAUAUUUGAGUGCGCCAAUCCCACUGCCAAUCACUCGUUGCAAUGUUUUGAACUGCUUUUCUGUUUGUAUUUUCCCACUGGAAAAGGUGCUUUGUGUACUGUGCUUUGCCACUAGCUACUAUAUAUCUGCUUGCUUGCGAGUGAAAUGCGGCCUACUAGGUUUAGCGCAUGCCAUCCUGCUGAUUCCCGCAUUGACUUCAAGCAAUCGUCUAAUAGGUGAACCCUGUCAACUUGAGUGCCUUAUUACAAGGGUCUAUCAAAUAAAUUCAGAUAUUGGGUAAAA
Molecule: messenger RNA, 2212 nt
Organism: Syngnathus typhle (broad-nosed pipefish)
Lineage: Eukaryota; Metazoa; Chordata; Actinopteri; Syngnathiformes; Syngnathidae
Product: synaptophysin-like protein 1
Exons: 7
Coding region: 146-853 (235 amino acids)
Cellular component (GO): synaptic vesicle membrane; synaptic vesicle
Source: RefSeq, a predicted model, not a curated record